AUGUCGGAUAAUAGACUAAUCGAGAGAGAUAUGGAUAUGGCUCUCAAAGCAAAUACAUUACCCGCAGCUGCUUAUGCCCACAUUGUCACCAAUCUGCCUUCCGAUCACGUCUUAACCAUCACAUGCUUCUCUAUUUGUUCUUUGGCAAGUGUUAUUAUUUCUGCCUACUUGCGAUUAACUGCUCCUACACAUGUAGCUAAUAGCGGAAAUACCCUACGUUCCAAAUAUCAAACAAAGGAAAACAGCAAAACUAUGAUUAUUUACUUCUCCCUUUCACUUAAUGAAUUGUUGACAGGAAUAAUAAUGGUUAUUCUUAUUUAUGUUAUCUACAGAAAUGAUGGAGCAGUUGAGAUAAAAAACAUUGGUUAUGCCGCGGAAAUGCUCGAUUUGGUUACCGCUUAUCGUGUUUUGGUAAUCAACGUAGCCUUGAUAUAUUAUUGGUCCAAAGAGAAACAUGCACGCAAAGUGAAGAACAUAACAAGCCACAACGCUGAAGAUCAUUUUAAGGCCAUGAAAGAGAUGUGGAAAUGA
Molecule: messenger RNA, 531 nt
Organism: Cylicocyclus nassatus
Lineage: Eukaryota; Metazoa; Nematoda; Chromadorea; Rhabditida; Strongylidae
Source: the annotation of a GenBank genome assembly